UUCGAGAUAAGUUUAAGGAAUAAGUCCUCACUGGCGUACUUUCUUUUAUGCUACUUUCGGUCGGCUUUGGAAAUGUGUCUUCCAGUUAGUGGCAGGUUUCACGGUAAGCGGCCGUGGAGGUUCCCGUACUCGAAAGUGUAUAAAAUCAUAACUAUGUUCGGAAUCCAAGCUUUUCGCCGGGGUCCCGUUUGUUUUCCCGCUUAGGGAAACUGGGAAAUAUUAUAUUGGUAAAUAUUUUGCAAUAUAUGCUUAAAAUGGAACAUAUCGACUUUUUUUGUAGGCUUCUGUAUAGAUAUUGCGUUUACUUGCUGAAAACGCUGAAACGCUGAAUCAUCAUGUCAUCCUAGCAGUAGCACAAGUAGAAAGCUGUGAAGAAGUGCGGAAUAAAACUAUUCGCAAGAAUCGUGGAUAAAAAGGCGUUGUAGAAAGAAAGCACGCACUACUGUGUCUCAUUAAAGUUUGCAUAUCACGCAGUGGUAAAGGAAAGCUGCUUGCUCCAAUCAAAAUUGACGAACCACUUCCGUUUCUCCGUUAAAAGCAGAACAAUAUGGCAUCCAUAAUCGAAAGCGAGGAAGAACUGGCAUGUUUGAAUAGAGAAGUGGAUGAAGAGCUGGAUCAAGUCGAAAGCACUAUAGUGUGGUUACUGUCGCAGAAUUACCUAAAGUCUACAAUUAAUAGUAUUGUUGCGGUUGACGAUACCAAUAAUUUCCUAGGCGAUGUAGCGCUCUUGAAGACGAUGAACAUGGACACGUCGAUUUCGAAGAGCAACUCGUUUGUGGCAAUGGCUUCGUCCUUAUGGAAAAUGAAUAAUUCGGAAAACAUAAUUAACAUGAGAGAGCAAAUCGCAAACAACGGAAAAGAACAGGAGAAGUUAUUUGUUCAGAUGCAAUCAGGAGAACUCGAGGGCGAAGUGGAACAAUAUCGUGAAAAAAUUCGUGAAAUGCGUUCAAAAAAGCAUUCUAUGCAAACUGAAUUGAAUGAAAAACAGCAGAAUGCCAAUGCGGAGGAACUGUCGAUCUCGGGUGUUAUCGAUAUGUUGAAAGAGAUAAAACGAGACCUUGACACUACCAUUCAAUGUUAUGAACAAGAGCUUCAAAAGGUGGAAAACAUUAUGAAUGAUGUAGCUUACGAUUGUCCCUUGUUUGCCGAUGUAUGUGAGUAGUUGGAUAGAAUUUAUGUUAUUUUACCAUUUUGGUCGAAUAUAAAUAAUAUCGUCCUUUGAAUAUGUGACCUAAAUGGUAAAUAAAAUAUAUCUGUAGCAAUGCUUCCGA
This is a messenger RNA of Anopheles funestus (African malaria mosquito), 1271 nucleotides long. RefSeq lists its product as uncharacterized. The transcript has 6 exons. Lineage: Eukaryota; Metazoa; Arthropoda; Insecta; Diptera; Culicidae. The coding region runs from base 548 to 1162 and encodes 204 amino acids. The record is from RefSeq and is a predicted model, not a curated record.